AUGAUCACAGUCAACCCCGAUGGGAAGAUAAUGGUCAGAAGAUGCCUGGUCACCCUGAGACCCUUUCGGCUUUUUGUCCUGGGCAUUGGCUUCUUCUCGCUCUGCUUCCUGAUGACAUCUCUGGGAGGCCAGUUCUCGGCCCGGCGCCCAGGGGACUCCCCCUUCACCAUCCGCACAGAAGUGAUGGGCGGGCCAGAGUCCCGUGGUGUCCUCCGGAAGAUGAGUGACCUGCUGGAGCUGAUGGUGAAGCGCAUGGACACGCUGGCCAGACUGGAGAACAGCAGCGAGCUGCACCGGGCUGCUGGCAAUGGGCAUUUUGCCGCGGACAGGCUCUCUGCCGGGACUGGCCUCAUGGAGCGGAUCCAGGCCAUCGCCCAGAACGUCUCGGACAUCGCUGUGAAGGUGGACCAGAUCCUGCGCCACAGCCUGCUCCUGCAUAGCAAGGUGUCUGAAGGCCGGCGGGACCAGUGUGAGGCGCCCAGUGACCCCAAGUUCCCUGACUGCUCAGGGAAGGUGGAGUGGAUGCGUGCCCGCUGGACCUCUGACCCUUGCUACGCCUUCUUCGGGGUGGACGGCACCGAGUGUUCCUUCCUCAUCUACCUCAGUGAGGUCGAGUGGUUCUGCCCCCCACUGCCCUGGAGGAACCAGACGGCCACCCAGAGGGCUCCCAAGCCCCUCCCCAAAGUCCAGGCAGUUUUCCGGAGCAAUCUGUCCCACCUCCUGGAGCUGAUGGGCAGUGGGAAGGAAUCGCUAAUCUUCAUGAAGAAACGCACCAAGCGGUUCACGGCCCAGUGGGCACUGGCCGCCCAGCGGCUGGCGCAGAAACUAGGGGGCGUCCGGAGGGACCAGAAGCAGAUCCUCGUCCACAUUGGCUUCCUGACGGAGGAGUCGGGGGACGUGUUCAGCCCGCGGGUGCUGAAGGGCGGGCCUCUGGGGGAGAUGGUGCAGUGGGCAGACAUCCUGGCUGCUCUCUAUGUCCUGGGCCACGGCCUCCGGAUCACAGUGUCCCUGAAGGAGCUGCAGAGUAACUUAGGGGUGCCGCCAGGCCGGGGGAACUGCCCGCUCACCAUGCCACUGCCGUUCGACCUCAUCUACACAGACUACCACGGCCUGCAGCAGAUGAGGCAGCACAUGGGACUCUCCUUCAGGAAGUACCGGUGCCGCAUUCGGGUCAUCGACACCUUUGGGACUGAACCUGCGUACAACCAUGAAGAAUACGCCACGCUGCAUGGCUACCGGACCAACUGGGGCUACUGGAACCUCAACCCCAAGCAGUUCAUGACCAUGUUCCCUCACACCCCGGACAACUCCUUCAUGGGCUUCGUGUCCGAGGAGCUUAACGAGACAGAGAAGCAGCUCAUCAAAGAUGGCAAGGCCAGCAACAUGGCGGUGGUGUACGGCAAGGAGGCGAGUAUCUGGAAGCUCCAGGGGAAGGAGAAGUUCCUGAGCAUUCUGAACAAGUACAUGGAGAUCCACGGCACUGUGUACUAUGAGAGCCAGCGGCCCCCCGAAGUCCCGGCCUUUGUGAAGAACCAUGGCCUCCUGCCGCAGCCUGAGUUCCAGCAGCUGCUGCGCAAGGCCAAACUCUUCAUAGGGUUUGGCUUUCCCUAUGAGGGCCCUGCCCCCCUGGAGGCCAUCGCCAAUGGCUGUGUCUUCCUGCAGUCCCGGUUCAGCCCACCCCACAGCUCCCUCAACCACGAGUUCUUCCGGGGCAAGCCCACCUCCAGAGAGGUGUUUUCCCAGCAUCCCUAUGCAGAGAACUUCAUUGGCAAGCCCCACGUGUGGACCGUCGACUACAACAACUCAGAGGAGUUUGAAGCAGCCAUUCAGGCCAUCAUGACAACCCAGGUGGACCCCUACCUGCCCUACGAGUACACGUGUGAGGGGAUGCUGGAGCGAAUCCAUGCCUACAUCCAGCACCAGGACUUCUGUGCAUCCCCGGGUCCUGCCCCACCUGGGGCCCGAGCCCCGCAGAGCCCUUUCAUCCUGGCUCCCAACGCCACCCACCUGGAAUGGACCCGCAACGCCAGCUUGGCCCUGGGGGCCUGGCCCCCAGCGCACUCCCUCCGGGCCUGGCUGGCUGCCGCGGGGAGGGCCUGCACAGACGCCUGCCUGGACCACGGGCUGAUCUGCGAGCCCUCCUUCUUCCCCUUCCUCAACAGCCAGGACGCCUUCCAGAAGCUGCAGGUGCCCUGUGACGGCAUUGAGUCAGAGAUGAACCACCUGUACCCGGCCUUCGCCCAGCCCGGCCAGGAGUGCUUCCUGCAGAAGGAACCUCUGCUCUUCAGCUGCGCUGGCUCCAGCACGAAAUAUCGGCGGCUCUGCCCCUGCCGAGACUUCCGCAAGGGCCAGGUGGCCUUGUGCCAGGACUGUCUGUGAGGGUGACCACCCGGCUGGCCCUCCCCACUGCAGGAGAAAGCACCAGCAAAUUCCGAGCUCCAGUGACCCUCCUUCCCCUUGAUGCCCCUGAACUGAAGCCUUCUUCCUUGACUGGGACGUGGGCAGGACAGAUUGGUGCGUAGGUCUAAGGAGGGGGGAGACUCUGCCAAGCACCUGGUGCCUGCCCUAGGCAGGCUCCUCAUGCUCCUCCCAGGGGCGCAUGGCAGUGCAGUGGCCAAGCAGCUGGGGGUUGGUGUGAGGGUCUCACUGAGUGGCCCAGGAGCAGGUGGCCGGAGGUCCCUUGCUUGUGCAAGACAACAUCUGAACCAGAUGGAGAGGGUUCUUGUCCUUCUUGGGCCCAGGAGGGGCCCUCUGGGUAUACGACAGAGGAAGCAGGGUGAGGCUUGCUUGAUGGCCCACUGAACGGUCCACAGAGUGGGCAGUGAUGCAUGAGGGGUCAACCUUGUCCCUCUGGAGCUGUUUGCAAUGUGGACAGAAAGGGUGGGGGGCCAGAGGGAAGGCCAGGCUGGGGGACCCUGUUUAUGCCUCCUAUUAGCUUUCCCAAAUUCCCUCUGCCCUCCACACUUGGGGACUACAGUCAGAGGCUGCAGGGACCACCUGGAACCUGGGUUGAAUUGUCUCCCUCUUGCUUGUUCCAACUCUCUUCACUUUGGGCAUUUCCUGAAAUCUCCCCCAGCAUGACUGCAACUCCGGACCAUGGACUUGCUUCCAAAGCCUCAGGCCCCGCCCCACCUCCCAAGCAUCUUUUGUAGGCUUGGGAUAGACCUUCAGCCCCACAGCACACCUGGCCUAUUUCCUGGUUCCCCAGACCUGCUACCCCCUUGUGCCCUCCCACCCCAUCAAUGCUGCAUCUGCGUCCCUACCUCCAGCUUCCUCCAGCCUCAGACCUCCUCUGGAUCUAGCUGUCCAUUCAUCUUUGUGUGGCAUGCCUUCCCCUUCACCCUGAGUCCAGAGCCCUGCUUGAGGAAAAAGACCAGGACUUCAGAAACACUGCCACCCCACCCCAGUUGGUUUUUAAUCCCACUCCCUUUCUGGAAACCUGCCCCACCCACCUAGGCCUGCCCCUCCACCCUUUCGGGGAGGCAGUCGCAGGACCCUGAGCCCAGAGAGGGGGGAGGAG
Messenger RNA from Dama dama (fallow deer), 3520 nucleotides. RefSeq names its product alpha-1,6-mannosylglycoprotein 6-beta-N-acetylglucosaminyltransferase B (gene MGAT5B). Gene Ontology annotation, molecular function: alpha-1,6-mannosylglycoprotein 6-beta-N-acetylglucosaminyltransferase activity. Bases 1 to 2379 code for a protein of 792 amino acids. Gene Ontology annotation, biological process: protein N-linked glycosylation. Gene Ontology annotation, cellular component: Golgi apparatus. Lineage: Eukaryota; Metazoa; Chordata; Mammalia; Artiodactyla; Cervidae. The record is from RefSeq and is a predicted model, not a curated record. The transcript has 18 exons.